Molecule: messenger RNA, 2691 nt
Organism: Dermatophagoides pteronyssinus (European house dust mite)
Lineage: Eukaryota; Metazoa; Arthropoda; Arachnida; Sarcoptiformes; Pyroglyphidae
Source: RefSeq, a predicted model, not a curated record
AGAUUUGUGUCAUCAUCGAUGAACAAAUGCUUCUCAAUGAGUUUUAUUUUAAUCUGACAAAAAAAAUCAGUUAAAUUUUCUUAUUGAUAAUGACUUCAAAACCAGCGGAAGAUGUAGUGGUUCCCGAUAAACAAAUUGAUUCGAAUAAUGUUGAUAAUCAAACGAUUCAAAAGAAUCCAAACAGCAAAGAUGAUGAUCCAGGUUCCGAAGGUGAAUAUCGAUCAUCUCGGUCACGAUCAAAUUCUAGUUCGAUACGUUAUCGAUCAUCAUCAGCCGAACCGAUUGAAAAACAUAAUAAUAAUAAUUCUCAACAACAAAAUGAUUCAACAAAAACAUCGAUGAAUAAUAAUGUUAAAAAACAUGUCGAUCAAAAACGUUCGAAAUCAAGAUCACGAUCACCACGUCAACGUUAUUCGGAUAAUCGACGACGGAUUGAUUUUCGAAAUCGAAAUCGACAACAAUUUUCGAAAUUUCAUCAUCGUAAUCAUAAUCAAAAUAAUGAUCGUUUUGAUAAUCAUUCUGGUUUUAAUCGUAAUCGUCGAUUUCAUCGUCAAAAUAAUUAUCGUCAACGAAGAAAUUAUUCACCAUCACCAACAGAUUCUCAACAUUCAUCACCAUCGAAUGAUGUUCGAAAAAAUUCCGAUAACAAACAGAUUGGUAACGAUUUGAAAGGUGAUAAUGGUAAUAACCAGGAAAAAAUCCCAACACUUAAACCAUCGGAUAUAAAAAAUAGUGCAAAACAAUCGGCCAAAUCAUUUUUGGAUAUGUUGGAAGAAAAACGUAUGAUGGAAGCAUUUCCGAAAACCUGUAUUGUUGCACCUGAAAUGAAAAAACAAAUUCCAGUAAAAAUUCCUAAAUUUGUUAAUACAUUCAAUACGUUGGGUUCGACAUCGUUGGCGACUGACGUUACGGCAAACAACACAAAAUCAGAUGAUCAAACAAAACGUAAUAAAACUGCUAACGAUUCAGAUUCGGAUUCCGAUGAUGAUUCAAAAGCCCUGAUGAAUUCAUCUAGAGAAGAAGGUGAAAUACGAAGUGAUUUAGAAGAUCAGAAUGAUUCUGUGAGAAAAAAUCGAAAAAAAUUAUCAAAAAAAGCGAAAAAGAAAAAGAAGAAAAAAGUUAUCAAUGAUGAUGAUGAUGAUGAUGAAUCAUCACCUGUCAAACGUUCGAAUGGGAAAAAAUCCGCUAAAAAAUCACGAAAGAAAAAUGUAAAAAAUAAAAAUAAAAAGAAUAAAAAACGUUCUAAGAAAUCAGCUUCAUCUUCGUCAUCAUCCUCAUCAACAUCUUCAUCGGAUUCAAGUUCUGAUGAAUCAGAAUCUCGUUCUUCAUCAUCGUCGUCAUCGAGUUCAUCAAGUCAUUCAUCAUCCUCAUCAACAUCGUCUUCGUCGUCUUCUUCGGAUUCAGAAUCAAAUUCUUCAUCCUCAGAUUCUGAAUCAAAUUCGAAUGCAAGUAGCAGUUCAACUAGUUUGAAAAGACGUAAAAAAUGUAGCAAAUCGAAAAAUAAAAAGAAAAAAUCAAAAGAUUUAAAGAAAAACAAGAAACGAACAGUGAAACAAAAACAAUCAAAAAAAAUACAAUCAAAAAAACGUAAACUUUCGAAAAAACAUGAAGAAAAAUCAUCAACAGUGAAAAAAUCCAAAUCCAAGCAUUUAAACAAUGAUGAUGGUGAUGAUAAUGUAGAUUUGAAUAAAGAACAAUCUCCAGAUUUAGAAACUUCGGAAAACAUUGUUGAAAAUCAACAAGAUUGGCCCGCCGAAAUGCUGCUGUAUACAAAAUCCGAACCAAUCAUACAAUUUUCAAUAAAUCAAAAAUUAAAAAAUGAAUUGGUAGAUUUGCUACCAAAAUUUGAAUCAUAUCAUCGUUUGGAUGAAUGUGAAUCAAGAUCAGCAGUGAGUCAAACAACAUCAAGUACACCGAAAGAAAAUGAUGGUAAUCAAGAAUCAAUCAAACAACAAAUUGAUUCAUGUCAACCAAUAAAAUUAAAUAUGAAUCAUGAUUAUGAUCAUUAUUAUCAAUAUUAUUAUGAUUCUGGUUUCCCGUGUAUUAAUGAUGAUAAUGAAUUACAUUUAGCAUCACAUUUUAGUGCUUAUUAUCGUAUGUUUAAUAGUUAUGAUUAUAAUCAAGAACAGUUGACUAAAUGGGCAUCAAAUUAUGGUUAUCGUUUAAUUAAAACAAAUAGAUUUGGUGAAAUGUCGAACAAUGUCGAUUGUAUAAAACAAGAAAUUUUGGAUGAAACAAAAAAAGAAUCAAACAACGAAAAUGGUGAUGUUACUGGUGGUGAUGAUAUUAGCCAUAUUAAACAAGAAAAUAAUGAUGAUGAUGAUGAAAUUGUUGCUGAAGAAAAAUUUCCUUCAAAUCAAAUUGAUUCAAAACCAAUCGAAGUAAUAACAACAAAUAAUAUAUCAUCAUCAAUAUCAAGUGAUUAUAUUACCUAUCCCAGAUUAUAUUCGGAUAAUAAUAAUAUUGAACCAAGUUAUUCACCACCACCAUCACCACCACCAAAACGACCAAUGAUGACUGUAAUGGAAACAACUGAUUGGAUUACAUUACCAAACGGUAUUAAAGUUGGUCCAGGAACUAAACAAAUCAUUGUUCAUCCUUAUAAUAGACCAAUUUUUUAAUGGGAAAAUCAAAUUUUUUUUAAUUGCAUUUUUGUAUGAAUAUAAAAAAUAAAAAUGGAAACAUUGAUUA